Messenger RNA from Schistocerca piceifrons (Central American locust), 2406 nucleotides. Its product is annotated as peroxisomal acyl-coenzyme A oxidase 3-like. Bases 213 to 2291 code for a protein of 692 amino acids. The transcript is spliced from 14 exons. Gene Ontology annotation, cellular component: peroxisome. NCBI's taxonomy places the organism in Eukaryota, Metazoa, Arthropoda, Insecta, Orthoptera, Acrididae. Gene Ontology annotation, molecular function: fatty acid binding; pristanoyl-CoA oxidase activity; FAD binding. The record is from RefSeq and is a predicted model, not a curated record. Gene Ontology annotation, biological process: fatty acid beta-oxidation using acyl-CoA oxidase; lipid homeostasis.
UGGCACUAGUUGACGCAUCAUCCUGUGCAUUCUCCGCUCGCCUCUUUCUUUUGAGAAAACACGAAAGGUUUGCAACUAGUCCUGCAGGUGAGACUGUGUUCUGUGACAGCUGAUGUACUUGGCUCCUUGAGUUUGGGUGUAACACUUGGGUUCUGUGCAUCUUUGUUCAACAGUUCUUAUAGUCUGUCUGACAUUUGAAGUGCCACGUUCACAUGGAUUCACAAGAAGUUGGAAUGAAAGUACAGUUGUUGCCUGAUUUCCCUCCAGGCCCACUUGACAAAUACCGAAAGGCAUCCUCUUUUGACUGGAAAUCUAUGAAGCUACUGUUAGAAACGCCUGAAAUGUUGGAUUAUAAGAUGAAAAUAUGGAAGCUAAUUGAGGAGAACCCAGAAUUUCACCAUUCAGAUAAUUCAUUAAGUUUAGAAGAACAACGGACCCUGGUUAUGAAGAGAGAGUAUAGUUUUAGAAAGCUCCAUAUGUUAUCAGCUGAGGACAUAUUUGGAAAUCUUCGCAAGCCAUUUGCACUUCUGUCUGCAGCAUUUCAAUACGACGCAUCAUUUCCUUCAUCAAUUUGUGUGAAUUUUGUUAUGUUUGCAAAUGGUAUUCGAUCGAUGGGUACUUCGAGACACUAUCAGUUUAUUGAAGACUGUGAAGCCGGGAAGAUUAGAGGCUGUUUUGCUCUUACUGAAAUUUCACACGGAACAAAUGCAAAGGGGAUGAGGCUGACAGCUACAUAUGAUCCACAGACUCAAGAGUUUGAGCUUCAUUCUCCUGACUUUGAAGCAGCUAAAUGCUGGGCAGGAUGCCUAGGGAAAGGCUGUACCCAUGGAUUAGUAUAUGCAAGGCUUAUAACACCAGAUAAAACAGACCAUGGUUUACAUACAUUUAUAGUUCCCAUUAGGGAUCCAGAAACUCUUCAGCCAUUUGCUGGUGUUCUUGUUGGUGAUGUGGGAGAGAAAAUUGGACUGAAUGGGGUGGAUAAUGGUUUUGUGCAGUUCAUUAGAUACAGAAUACCUCGUGAGAACCUACUAAAUAAAUUAGGAGAUGUGACACCAGAAGGGAAUUAUGUUAGCCCACUUAAAGACCCAAAUAAGAGACUAGGAGCUUCACUUGCGACAUUGUCUACUGGCAGAGUGUCUCUAAUCACAGUAAGCUUGUCAAAUCUCAUGAGAGCAGUUCCUAUUGCAGUUCGAUAUGCUGCAGUACAUACAGAGGAUACACAGGAUGCGAAGAGUUCACAGGCCCAGCUAGAGGGCAAGUGGCAGCAGUGGCAACUGAUUCCGUGCUUGGCUGCUACUUUUGCGCUGAAAAUUGUCUCUGAUGCCUUUUGUGAAUUGAUAACAGAUGUCCAAGUAAAAUCUUUCCUUGGAACAAAUAAAGAAGAACUGGCAGCAUUAGGUCCAGAACUCCAUGCUCUUUCAUGUGCAGCAAAGCCUUUAGCAAGCUGGACAGUGAGAGAUGCUAUUAAACAAUGCAUCAACAUUUGUGGUAACUGUGGCUAUCUGAAAGCAUCUGGACUUGGAGAUAUCCGCAACAACCAUGAUGCGAACUGUACGUACGAAGGGGAAAACAAUGUUCUCUUACAGCAGACGAGUAACUGGUUACUUCAGUUGUGGAAGAAGAGUGAGGGAAGCCAAAAUGUAUUUGAAACGCCACUCCAUUCCAUCUCAUUCUUGAAAGAUGCAGAAAAUGUACGCCAAAGAAGAUUUGUGGCUUUGUCUGUAGAAGAAACUGUAUGUCCUAAAACAUUGCUUUCUGCAUAUGAAUGGCUCAUCUGUUGGUUGCUGAUAUCGACAGAAAAAAAGUUGAAUGAGUUACAAAAGGAAGGCGUAGACCAAUUUGUUGCCAGAAACAAUUCCCAAGUGUUUUAUGCUCGAACAUUGUCUGUAGCAUAUGCAGAGCAUUUUAUUCUUUCAAAGUUUUGGGCCUAUGCUUCAUCAGACAGUGUUGAACCUGCACUCAGGGAAGCCCUAACAAAACUGUGUUCCUUGUAUGGAACAUGGAGCUUAGAGAAACACACAACAGUUCUUUAUCAAGGGGGAUAUGCAAAAGGACCCCAGGCAGCUGAGAUGAUACAGGAGGGAAUCCUGCACCUGUGUGCUCAACUUAAAAAUAACGCUGUCUCUUUGGCAGAUGCCAUUGCUCCACCAGAUUUCAUUCUGAAUUCUGUUCUAGGAAAGUCAGAUGGCAAAAUAUAUCCAAACCUACAGACACAUUUAUUCCAGAAACCUAAGACAUUUGAAAGACCAUCUUACUGGCAUGAGCUGACAACCUUACAAAGUAAACUUUAGUCACACCUGAAACAUGAUGUAUAUUUGUCAUUUUGAAAGGAUUUAUAGAUUUUUGUGAUAUUUCUACUACUAAGCCAAUUAAUGUGUCUUUAAUGGCACUGUGACUGCACUGUAU